This is a messenger RNA of Rhodotorula graminis WP1, 771 nucleotides long. RefSeq lists its product as uncharacterized. The annotation marks the transcript as partial. The transcript has 3 exons. Lineage: Eukaryota; Fungi; Basidiomycota; Microbotryomycetes; Sporidiobolales; Sporidiobolaceae. The record is from RefSeq and is a predicted model, not a curated record.
AUGUACGGCGUCGGCCCCGACUGGGCGUACGAGGCUGGCCCUCCUACCGACCCGAUCGGCCCCUACUUCUCUUACGACGACUGGUGGUUCCGUGGACCCGGCUACCGCAACCUGCCGCCAGUCAACGGCGACAUUAUGAACCUUCCCGCCGGUGGCAGCAUCACGCUCGAGAUCGCCUGCCAGUGCGUUCGCGCACCCUCUCUCCUUCCUCCCGGCCCUCUCUCUCUCCCUCUCUGGGUGCGCGCUGCUGCGUCGCCGAGCCGGACUGACUCUCCUCGUCGUGCGCAGUCGGGCGACCCCAACUCGAUGGUGAUCGACCAGUCGCUCCUCUCGGGUUGCGCUCUCGGUAUCGCCGACGUCGACGACAUCUCCAAGGUCACGAUGGACAACCUCGCCAUCUUCUCGGUCAAGCACGACUGCGUCAAGCAGAAGAUGAACUCGUUCGACGUCCCCGCCAAGAUGCCGCAGUGCACGGGCGACAAGUGCAUCUGCGCCUGGUUCUGGCUCGCCAACCGCGGCACGGCCAACUUCUACAUGACCGCGUUCGACUGCUCCGUCUCGGGCUCGCCGGCCGACGCCACCCCUAUCGCACCUCCCCAGGACCCGGUCUUCUGCAAGAAGGACCCGUCGUCGUGCACGACUGGCUCGAAGCGCCCGAUCUACGCCUACAACUUCCCGAGCAACGUCCCCUGGAUCGGCAACGACGACCGCGCCGGGUACCACCAGGAGUGGUCGUUCGGCACCGACGGCGCCCAGAACGACAUCUUCAUG